Solanum pennellii is the source of this 5532-nucleotide messenger RNA. RefSeq lists its product as uncharacterized. Bases 4623 to 5174 code for a protein of 183 amino acids. The record is from RefSeq and is a predicted model, not a curated record. The transcript is spliced from 9 exons. Lineage: Eukaryota; Viridiplantae; Streptophyta; Magnoliopsida; Solanales; Solanaceae.
UUCUCGCUAAACUGAAAGAAACACAUAAGCCUUCUCUCUCUCUCUCUUUUUUCCAAUGGAUUUUUCUUAUGAAGCUUAGGCUCUUAGGUUUUUAUGUGUUUUGUCUUAGGCUUAAUUGUGUCUUAAGCUUCUUUAGGAUUUUAUGUUGGAGAAUUUGACUUCUUGAUGGAUUUCAGCAAUGUAAUUGAUAUUGUUUUACCUCAUUGGUUUGUUAUGUUAAAAAAUUUACAAUGUCUUUGUGUUUUUUUUUACCAAGAUUCUACAAUGUCUUCCUGUUUUUCACCAAGAUUCUACAAUGUCUUUGUGAUUUUUUAAUCAAGAUUCUACAAUGUCUUUUCUGUAGUGAAGAAUGCAUGGUACCUAUAGUUGUCUGAUGGAUGUGUUGGUAACUAAUUUUAGGCUUUUCUCUAGGGUUGUAAAUGUUUGUGAAUCUGCAAUGGUGAAGUGCUUGAUUAGAUCAAAUAGAUUUCUGGGUUCUACAUGUAAGCUUUCUCUUCUUCUUUUUUCUUGAUGGAUUUUUGUACUGCUAUUUCAAAAUUCUCUUAUGCCUACUGUAUUUUAAUUGUGUCAUAGGUUCUUUAGGGCUUUAUGUUGGAGAAUCUGACUUCUUGAUGUUUCUUGAUUGGAAUUCAUCAGUAAUUGAUAUUGUUUUGGUUUUGGUCUGUUAUGUUCUGAAUUUACAAUGUUUAUGUGAAUUUUUAACAAGAUUGUACUAUAUCUUUUCUUUAGUGAAGAAUGUAUGGUACCUACAGUUGUCUGAUGGAUGUUUUAACUACUUUUAAGCUUUUCUCUAGGGUUGUAACUGAUUGUGGAAUCUUUAAUGGUGAAGUACUUGGAUCAAAGAGAUUACUGGGUUCUUUGUUGCUUUUUUUCCCCUUUAAAAUUUACCAAGAGUUGAAUGCCUGCUUCUACAAGAUUGGAUGGUAUUAUUUAUUUUUAAUCAUCAGUGUGUGUUGUCUUUGUCUUAAAGUAAGCUUCCUCUCUUCUUCUUCUUCUUUUUUUGAUGGAUUUUCUUACUGCUAUUUCAAGAUUUUCUUAUGAUGUCUUCUGUAUAUUGUCUUAGGUUCUUUAGGGAUUUAUUAUGUUAAAGAAUUUGACUUCUUGAUGUUUCUUGAUUGGCAUUCAACAAUGUAAUUGAUAUUGUUUUGCUUUAGUAGUUUAUUAUGUUCAAGAAUUUACAAUGUCUAUGCGAAUUUUCCAGUUUGAUGGUUUUUUUCUUCUUUGGCAAUGCCUAUGCCUAAUUCUAGUGCUAAUAUGCAAGAGGAGUUUCAAGGGUACUGUUUUCAGUGUUUUAGCAUCAGAAUGGACCAUGUUCAUUAUGGCCUUUGCAACUGGAGCAUGGAAGAUGGAACAAUUUGCAUUCCGAUUCUGACAUUGUCCAAUAGCUUGGUCGACAGCUAUCAUCUUGCUUCACCUAAAUCUGUUGUAAUUUCUCAUCCUAAGCACCAUUUAAUUAUUAAAAUGUUGGUCAAAGCACCAAAAACAUAUGGUAUAGAAAAAACUUUGUAUUCAUUUUAGCAGAUUGCUUUUGGUUCAAGGUGAAUGACUAGUAGAAAAUCCCUGAGUUUUUUGAUAAAUAAUCCUUGCGAACAUUUGUACACAAAUACUGCUUAAUGUAGCAUAUAUUGCAGAUGAUCUGUGGUAACUAUGUGUAUAGUUAUACUUAUCUUUUAUAAUUAUUGGCAGAUCUAGUUUCAAAAAAAGAAAAGUUUCAAAAAUUAUUGGCAGAUCUGAUUUUGUGCAGUGAUCCUCCUUUUUCAUAAUGACAGCACUAGUUUAGGCCUAGGCUAUUUCACUGGUGAAUAUGUUUUGCUUUACUUAUUACAGAAGUCAGAAACUGUAAGCAUAAGAAGAAAAGUUGAAAGCAAACUGAAGUAGUGUGCUUUGGAAGAAGAGAGUAGAUUUAAUUGUUUUAGACACUGAUAGUACCAGAGGCUAUUAGUAUCCAUCAAUAACUGAUAGUACUGAUGUUAAUGUCAAGUCAGAUUCUGGUAAAGUUAGAGAUGAGCUAUAAAAUAUUGAUAAUAAUUGGGUCGAAUUAGUGGAGAGCAAUGUUAUACUGAUGGGCCCCACUGACUCAGGUAUGAUAUCUGAUUUCUAGUUUGAGGAAUUAGCCCCUCAUUCCUAAUUUCUUUUUGAUGCAUCAAUGAUAUUUCAUUUUGUAUUGAAGAUUGGGUGCCAGUUUGUAGAGCACCAUAUUAUGUUGUACUUUCUGUACUUUGCAUUUAGUACUGGUUUAUGGAAAUUUUUUCCAUUAUUAACAAAUUACAACCUUAUUAAAAGAAAUGAUAUCUACUUCAUCUAUCCAUAAGAAUCUUAGUGUCAAUAGACUUAUUUGGUUGUUGUGUUCUAACUAGUGUUUCUGUGAAUGAAAGCAUAUGAAAACCAGUACUUGCAAAAAUGCUUGCUCAUCUCAUCAAUGUUCCUUUUGUACUUUGGACGCAACAACUAUAACACAGGAAGGUAUGCAAUAAUGUUUCACUUCAAGUUGAUUCAGUGCUAUUUCAUUUUCCCUCUUUUCCUGAUAUAGUUCUAAGUUGUGUAGAUUUUUCACUUAUGAAGAACUCAACAAUAACAAAUAAAAUAUGAUUGAACUCAUGCCCUUAGUCUGCUCCGAUUCUUCUACCUUUCAGAAGGGGGGGGGGGGUGUUCUUUAGGACAACAUACUUCGAAAUUGUUCGUUAGGUCCUUCCCCACUUAAUACCAGACUCUUGUUUGCAUCGACAUUUGAACUUUUGGUGUCGCCAAACCCACACAUCACACAUUGUACUCUUACCACUAGACUGAAGUCCCCGGGGGCUAACUCGUUGAAGUAACGAAAUGAUUGAGUUUUACAUGACAGGACUAAUCUGACAUAACACAUAAGAAGAAUACAUGAUGAGUAAUAUUGCUUUCUCUCUAUAUUGAAUCAUUCGUUUAUGGGGAAAAAAAGAGACUUCCUAUUUUUUGUUUCUAAAAUAUCAAGCAGGUAGGUGUUCAACUGCUGUACCAAAAUUUAUCUGCUUGUUCUCUCACAAAUUAUCUCGUUAAUUACUUUGAACUGGGGCAAUACUUUGUUUACAAGUCAAAGAGGGUUUUAUUAACUGUAGCUUCAAGUGUGUGCUUGGAGUAUCCAGUAUAAAGCAAAAACUUAACUCACUUAUUUUAUUUUUUAGAGGAAGUAAGAUGUUGUCAUUGAUAUUUGGUGACUGGAAGGUGACAAAUUACAAAAGCAAAAGCCAGUAGGCUUAUGAAGCAAAAGAAACCCUGUUAGCCCCUAUUACUAAAGAUCUAUUCUAGUACCAUGGAGUGAACUGAAAAACUUCUGCAUCUCCCGUACAACUACGUUUUUGCUCCAAAAAGUUAAUCAAGAUACAUCUGUUUUUUCGUCUGAAAUGUUCUCUUGUUUUCUCAAAAUAUCGCAGAUUCUUUCUAUCCACCAUAUGGUUUUUGGUAUGGAGUUUAGAGGGGCAUUGCAGCUUUGUGAAUGCCUCUCUGUUCCAAUAUAACAGUAGCUCUUUUUUGGGAUUCAGAGUGCACCAAUUCACUUCUAGUAUAUUCAGAAAGAUCGACCAUUGCUAAGAUGUAACAUUACAAUGGACAAAGGCUGCCGACUUCAAUGUCGAAGCAGCUCAGCAAGGGGUUUUCUACAUAGAUAUGAAGUUCAAAAAUAACCAAAAAGGUCCAAGAACCAUUCCCUUCUUUAUGCAUUUGGACAAUUGAUUUUAAAGUAAUUAUUCUCAUCAGUCAUUUGUAUCGGCUGAGAGCCUGAACAUUGGCAGAGAUGUAUUUGGGGAAGACGUCCAACAAGCGCUACUGAAGAUGUUUGAAGGAUUUGUGAGUAUUUAUUGCAAAUUAUUUCUUCUGUUCGUUCCAAUUGCCUAUUACUCUUGUAAACAUGUUUACAAUUUCAUGUCUGCAGUUCCUUAACUUCAAAUGUGUUCUGUUCUGAAGAAACUUUGAUAGAUCAUUAAUCUCACUUGCUCAGUUUAUCUUUAUUUCUUCUUCAUUUUAAGUGUACCUGACAAUAGAGCACGGGAACUGAAGAAAAUGGAAAGUGUCUGGCUGUGUGUGUUUGUAAAACAUCACUUACACUUGUUCUGAAAAGUCCUUUUGAGGUUCAAGUUGCAUGCAUUGAAAAAUUGUUUUGUUUAUGAUUUUUGGACUACCAGGAGGAGUAAAAAUGCUACAGGCUGCUUGAAGAUGAAAGAGAAUAUUUGAAGUUGAUGUUCUCUUUUGGUUUUAACCUUUCGUAUUUUUUUUACUUCCUUUUUUUUCCCUUUUAGUUGUGGAUCCUUACUUUUGCUCUGCAGGUUCUCACAGAACUCAAGAAUGUUCUUUGCUAGCAAUACAAGCAAAUGUUCAACUUGAAUAAUGAGAAAAAGAAAGAAAUGAAAAAGAAGAAGCCAUUCUUGACUCCAUUCUGAUGCACUGGAUCAAAAUCAGUCAAUUUGCCUCGAAUGUUUGUUAAGAUGUUACAGGUCAAUUACAGUUUACCAAGAAUGCACUUUGACUUAUUGCCGUUGCCAAAAACACUGGUGCACAAGGCUUAAGAUUUAUACUAGAAAGUAUUCUAACUGAAGCCGUGUUUGAGGUUUCUGGAAGUAAGCCAGGCAAGGAAUCUAUAGAGGUUGUCUUGGUUGAUGAAGAGGCUGUUGGAACAGUUGAUACAGUUGGAUGUGGAGCAUAUUUUCUUCGUGAUAGCAGUGAGCUGGAGAAUAUUUCCCCUCCUGAUCAACAAUGACAAUGGAGAAGAAGGAAACAAGAAAAGAAGACUUGGACUCGUGGAGAUAGAUGGUAUUUGGAUAUGUUGGACACGGCAUUCUCCAAUCAUAAUAGAACAUCAACGUUCCUCUGAGCUGUUUUCAAGUAAUUAUUCGCUUGAGAGUCAGAAUGGACAUCGAGAUACAUUAGUGACAAGUGUACCUGACAAAAGAGCACAGAAGCAUCUAAGUGGUGCUAUUAUUCAGAUAGUCACUAAAAGCUAUCCUUUUUAUAUGUGGUGGAGCUUUUGUUGGUUUAGAGAAGACCAUUUCAGAAAGGUUCAUGGAAGCAAGCCACGCGAGGAAUCUUUAGAGCUUGUCUUUGUUGAUGAAGAGGCUGUCGGAACAGCUGAUACAGUUGGAUGUGGAGCAAAAGUUCUUCGUGGUAGCAGCGGUUGGAGAAUAUUUCCCCUCCUACUGGAUCAACAAUGACAAUGGUUUCUCCUUCCAGAGAUAAGCAUUUUAAGACAACUUGCCCUCAACAUGUCACGUUAUAUAUCUGAGUAUCUGCAGCGCUAGUCCCUAACAAUUAUAGAAAUGCUUGUCUAGGAUUGACCAUAAUAAUCUAGAAACAUAAUUCAAGCAAUGUCUGGUCCAGUGCAAGCAUUAAAUUAUAUGGUGAGUGAUGUCUUAUAAACCAUAAAAGAUGUAUAUUAUAGGCUAGUGAAUGCCAAACUUUGUCAUUGCUUUCUUUUGUUGCUUAUUAUCCUUGUUGGCCAUUCUUGUGCUUCAAUACUUGAUGUUCACAAAUAAUAUUCUUACAUCCACCAACAAAAAAAAAUUCUAUUCA